Messenger RNA from Strigops habroptila (Kakapo), 1517 nucleotides. RefSeq names its product alpha and gamma adaptin binding protein (gene AAGAB). NCBI's taxonomy places the organism in Eukaryota, Metazoa, Chordata, Aves, Psittaciformes, Psittacidae. The record is from RefSeq and is a predicted model, not a curated record. The coding region runs from base 281 to 1195 and encodes 304 amino acids. The transcript is spliced from 12 exons.
GGCCCGCCCGAGGGCGGGAAGGGGCAGCGGCGGCGGGGCUGGUGUGAGGGGAGCGGGGCGUGAGAGGCGCGCUCCCUGAGGCGGCCGGGGCACCCCCGCAAAGUGAACGGAACCUCCCGGUGCGUCCUGCCCCGCACAGCCCGAGAGGAGGAUGAACUGCGGGAGGGUGGCAACAAUGACUGAGGAUAGAGAAGUCUGAAUCGGAUGCCAUGGUUGUCUGUGGUAGAAGGCUGAGAUGCACAUGGUGCAUGGCUUCUAAUAGAGUCAAAUUCCUUUACGGAUGGACUACAUUAUAUUAAUCUUUGAAACAAUCUGUAUUAUGGGUAUCACAGGAAAAGAUGACCUUACUGUGGGAGCAACUACAAGUGGAAGAGUGAAGUUUUACCCCUGGACAAUAGAUAAUAAAUACUACUCUGCAGAUAUUCACCUCUGUGUAGUACCAAACACGUUUCUUGUUACCGCAGAUAUUGCUGAAUCAGUGCAAGCAUUUGUUGUGUACUUCGACAGCACAAUAAAAUCUGGACUUGACAGUGUCUCUGAAUGGCUUCCCCUGACAGAAGAGUGGUUACCAGAAGUCAUGAUCCUCGUUUGUAACAGAGUAUCCGAAAAUGGUGUUAAUAGACAGAAAGCUCAAGAAUGGUGCAUCAAGCAUGGCUUUGAACUGGUGGAGCUUAGCCCUGAGGAACUGCCUGAUGAAGAUGAUGACUUUCCAGAGUCCACCGGAGUGAAACGAAUUGUACAAGCCCUGAAUGCCAACGUGUGGUCCAACGUAGUCAUGAAGAGUGACAGGACCCAAGGCUUUGGUCUUCUCAGCACGUUAGCGGGUGCGAACUGUAGCAUCGGGUCAGAGGAGAGCCAAGAUACAGAACCCAAUCCAUCAUCAGCAGACAGAGAAGAAUCCCAUUUAGACAACAGGGAAGAUGGAGCUAGCACAAACAACCUACAGAUGGACAGCAUCGUAGACCCCGUGUUAGACACGGACAUUCAGGAGCUGGCCAGCCUGACCACCAGAGAGGGUGACCUGGAGAACUUUGAACGGCUGUUUUCAAAGCUGAAAGAAAUGAAAGAUAAAGCUGCAACGUUGCCUCAUGAGCAGAGGAAACUACACGCGGAAAAGGUAGCCAAAGCGUUCUGGAUGGCAAUUGGAGGAGACAGAGAUGAAAUCGAAGGUCUCUCCUCGGAUGAAGAAGACUGAGUUCUGUAGCUGUAAGCACUAGAGCAGCCCUCAAAGAGGGAUCUUUUCCUGCCAUGAGUGUUCAUUGUGAAAGCCCUGUUUAGCUUUAGUUGCUUUAUUUGGUUAAAGGGCUCCCCGCAUCGGUGUAGUAAGUUACACAUUCCACAACACCUGAUGGUUACAGUGGUUUUGUCUGACUGUUCAUUUAUUCUCUCAGAGAGAAUCCUGGAAGGUGACACGAGCACUUAGAGGAAAUAAUAAUCCGUUUACAUUUUCCAAAUUAACAUUUUUAUUGUUUCCUCUUUUGAGUUUAAAUAAACAGAUUUACUGCUGAUUCUCUCUA